Molecule: messenger RNA, 486 nt
Organism: Cooperia oncophora
Lineage: Eukaryota; Metazoa; Nematoda; Chromadorea; Rhabditida; Trichostrongylidae
Source: the annotation of a GenBank genome assembly
AUGGAACAUCAAAAGGAACAUUUUCGUCAUAUUUUACUUUUUUAUUUCCGCAAAGGGAAAAACGCAUCGCAAGCUCACAAAAAGUUAUGUGCUGUUUAUGUUGAUGACGACCUUAUCAAAGCAAUAAUCGAUUCGGAUCGUCACAGUACAACACGUGAGAUCGCAGAGAAGCUCCAUGUAUCACAUACAUGCAUUGAAAAUCACUUAAAACAGCUUGGCUAUGUUCAAAAACUUGAUACAAAACCCACUUUAACACGCAACGCGCAUGUAACACAUUCGGAUUUGCUUAGAAAGAACGAUGAAAAAUGGGUUGUUUACAACAAUAUCGGAAAAGAUCGUGGAGCAAGCCAGGUGAACCAGCUCAAACAACAUCAAAAGAAGUUUUUUGCUAAUAAAAACCAGAAGUUUUAUGAACGUGGGAUUAUGAUGCUGCCUGAAAGAUGGCAAAAGGUCAUUGAUAAAAAUGGGCAAUACAUUACAGAAUAA